Messenger RNA from Penicillium oxalicum, 369 nucleotides. RefSeq lists its product as uncharacterized. The transcript has 3 exons. Lineage: Eukaryota; Fungi; Ascomycota; Eurotiomycetes; Eurotiales; Aspergillaceae. The record is from RefSeq and is a predicted model, not a curated record. The coding region runs from base 1 to 369 and encodes 122 amino acids.
AUGCCACCGCCCAAGACUCUCCAAGACAUGGAAGCUCCUCAGAAGACUCUCGACGGUGUCGUCUUCCACGGAAAUCGAAUUCAAUUUGUGAACCGGCCACUCCCGUCCACGGUCGACAAGCUUAACAUGACCCUGGAUAUCAGCUCAAGAAAUGGUUUCUGGAAAUACCUACUCGUAACCAAAUCUCCUUCCUGCGCCUCAGUUCUUACCAACAUCUUCAAUGUUCAAAUAUUCGGACCGAAGACACACUCAGACCGAGCUCACAAAUUUUCGCCAACUGAGGGCGCUCGUCAUCUCCAAGUCAACUGCAGACACACACAAUUUGUGUCACCUGCGCAGCAGGCGAACGUACCCAGCGGAUGCCAAUGA